AUGUUUGAUUUAAUACUUGAUUAUUGUCGAUCUUAUCAAAUAAUAGGACGCCCCGAAAAGGACUGCAAAGCCUUUGCCGAGACUUUCAUUUCAAAAGAUGUAAAGACUUUGAUUGAGUUAGGAACUACUGCUGUAAGUCUGGAAAUAACACCAUUGGUUGACUUGACUUGCAAAGAACUUGCUCAACAAACUAAAGGAAAAACUCCUAAAGAAGUUUCUAAACUAUUUCAUCUAAAUGAUGACCUUGACGAGGAGGAAAAUUUUGAUAAUAUCAAAAAUAUGACUGGUUAUUCACGGAUCCUACUUUUCAAGAAGUUUUCUGAAAUAAAGAAUCAAGAACUACGAGUGAGAAAGACAUUGAAGGUUGUGGAGAAACCAAAAGAUGAACGCUCGAUUAAUGAUUUACUUAAAUGUAUUAAUGGGCCAGAUUGUGGUACUUCAACAAUUAAGAAGAAAAAGAAGAUUAGGAGAAAGGAGGGAAAAACAAAAGAUAUUUCUUCAAAAAAUACAAUAGAAAAUAAUAACAAUAAUAAGACCUCUUCAAGUAAAUACAAUGAAGCAGAUUCUAAAGAUGAUUUCGAUCCAUUAAUGAAACACUCUAAAGGGGAUUCUGAAGAUGAUUUAGAUCCUUUAGUGAAGAAGGAAAUUGACAGAUCACGUAUAGCAGGUUCUGGCUUAACGAUGCAAUUUGGUUUGAUGGAAUCUCGCGGGUUGGCAUAUGGUACUUUUGGAGGUUAUGAAGAUGAAGCGAAAUGGCUUGUUGGAAGCAAAAUGAAGCUGACUUAG
This is a messenger RNA of Vicia villosa (hairy vetch), 786 nucleotides long. Its product is annotated as SKP1-like protein 21. The record is from RefSeq and is a predicted model, not a curated record. Gene Ontology annotation, molecular function: cullin family protein binding. Gene Ontology annotation, biological process: SCF-dependent proteasomal ubiquitin-dependent protein catabolic process. The coding region runs from base 1 to 786 and encodes 261 amino acids. The transcript is spliced from 7 exons. Lineage: Eukaryota; Viridiplantae; Streptophyta; Magnoliopsida; Fabales; Fabaceae. Gene Ontology annotation, cellular component: nucleus; cytoplasm.